Molecule: messenger RNA, 1036 nt
Organism: Acanthamoeba castellanii str. Neff
Lineage: Eukaryota; Discosea; Longamoebia; Acanthamoebidae
Exons: 4
Source: RefSeq, a predicted model, not a curated record
AUGGAGGGUCCUCGCCAGCAGCCUCCUCCUCCUCCUCCACCGUCCAAAGACGGAGGGCAGCUGGGGUGGGGCCGCACUGUGCCCUCCUUCGGUUCUGUGGUGGCCUCUGCCGGCUCCUGGCUCGCCGCCUUGGGCGGCAGUAGUGGGGCCACGAGCGGUGGUGGUGGUAGCGGGGGUGCAGGAGAGUGGGCGGCGGGGGUCGUGGAGCGAUUGCUGCAGUCCGUGGCCCCAGGCGCCCAGCAGCAGCUGCUGCAGUUGCAGCAAGGCCCCGCCCACAACAAGGGGGACGUGCGCCUGCUGCAGGAGCAGUGCACCAAGCAGCAGUUCGGGGUGGGGCGCCUCCUCCGCCACCGCUUUCACCUCUUCACCUCGGGCUGCCCCGAGCUCCUCCACGACCUCGCCCUUCUCCAAUGUCGUAUGCCGGCGGGGUGCGUGGGGCUGGCGGACGUGGCCAGCCAGCGGGACUUUCGGGAGCUCCUCGAGCAGGGCGCGAUGCCCCACCUUGGGCAGCAGCAGCAGCAGCAGCAGCGGACGGGCGGUUCUGCCAGCGAUCGCGACGUGGUGGCCUGCCUCCAGUUCUUCGAUACGAUCGGGCUGUGGCUGGCCAAGUCCCUGGUAACCCACGGGGCAGGGGGACGCCAUGCGGGAGGGUCCAGCGAAGCGACGUCGCCCGUGCCGACGAACGUGGAGGGGGUGCGGUACUUUCUGGCCUCGCUGGAGGCGCUGUCCGAUCGCCAGUUCUUCGCGGGCAUGGCCUGCACCAAGCUCUGGUACCUCUACGACCUGGGCAAGCUCCUGCGGCUGGUGACCAAUGUGCUGUACAAGUGGAACGACGCAUCCCUCAUCACGGUGCUGUGCACGGCGGAGGGCUUCCCGGACAUGUGGGCUCUGCUCAAGCUCACCAAGCGCUUCAGCGAGAAGCUCCAGCAGCUCGCUCUGCCACCCGAAUACGCCCACGCCUUCCAGGCCUUCUCCAUCCUCCACAAGCUCACGCUCACCUACCCGGCCACGAGCCUCUCCACCUUCAAGUUUGCCU